UUUUGAACACUCGCUUGCGAUGCUAGGAAACGAUAGAAAUGUGAAGAUAGCGAGGUUUUAAUGCAAAGCCUUGGGUAGUGGGCGGACAGGACUUUCCUGGCGUUCACGCCUCAUACUCCUGCUCAUGAGUCAGACUCCACAAAGUGAAGUCAGCAGUCUAACUUACUCGUCUUGAGCGGACUGACGGUACGACUCCACGCAAUCUUAAAAGCAGAUACAUAUUGUAAUGUUGAGAAACAUUUGAUGGCAGUGGCACAAAACAAAAGACGGGCAGCGAGCAAGAAUGAGAAGAAGAUGUGCUGUCUUACACUGGUUAAGAUGCAAGUUCUAUGUGUUUGUUGUGUCAUUGUUUGUCGUGCUGAAGCUGGUGUACAUCAAGAUUUCAAUGGACAACAGUAUUUACAUCGAGCCCUAUGGAUCUACACCUAGAUCACUCAGAGCUCAGCCUCUGAAUGGUAUUAACUGCACAGCCAUUUAUGAACUGGAACCGGUGGAGAUUGGCAAGUCAUUGGAGUUAAGACGCAAAAACAUUGUGGAAGUCAAUGAUGGGAGUAUCGUUUCUUUCACUGCAGACUGCAAAAACUACAUCGAACAGAGGGGUUAUAAUGAGGUCAUUGUAACAGAUGAGGAAUGCAGCUUUCCAAUUGCAUACUCUUUAGUGGUGCACAAGAACAGCGCUAUGGUGGAAAGGAUUCUUCGAGCCAUCUACACACCUCACAAUAUUUACUGCAUUCAUUAUGACCAAAAGUCCUCAAACAAAUUUAUCGCAGCAAUGAAGAACUUGGAAAAAUGUUUUCCAAAUGUCUUCAUAGCCUCUAAAAUUGAGUCCGUGCAGUAUGCACAUAUUACCAGACUUAAUGCAGAUCUCAACUGCCUUUCAGACCUUCUAAGUUCAGAGGUCAAAUGGAAGUAUGUUAUCAAUUUGUGUGGCCAAGACUUUCCACUCAAGUCCAAUAAUGAGCUGGUAACUGAGCUCAGUAAACUGAACGGUGCAAACAUGCUCGAAUCAAGCAGGCCCAGCGAAAUGAAAAAAAAGCGAUUUCAGUUUCGGUAUGAACUGAAAGACGUGUCAUAUGAAUACCAUAAAAUGCCAGUUAAGACAGACAUUGCUAAAGACCCACCACCACAUGACAUUGAGAUGUUUGUUGGGAGUGCUUACUUUGUCUUGACACAUGAUUUUGUGUCAUAUAUUAUGACCAAUCAACUGGCAAAGGAUUUUCUGCAGUGGACAGCUGACACAUAUUCUCCUGAUGAGCACUUUUGGGCAACGAUGGCCAGAGUGCCUGGAGUUCCUGGAGAGAUUGGGAGAUCUGAGCCUGAUGUGACAGACCUGAAGAGUAGGACACGUUUGGUUAAAUGGAACUAUCUUGAAGGCCGUUUGUAUCCACAGUGUACCGGCACACACAGACGCAGUGUCUGUAUCUAUGGUGCAGCAGAGCUCCGGUGGCUUCUGGAGGACGGCCACUGGUUUGCAAACAAGUUUGAUCCCAAAGUUGACCCUAUCAUUAUUAAAUGUCUUGAAGAGAAACUUGAGGAGAAGCAGCAUCAACAAUGCCUGAAAAAAGUGUCUUGAAAAGAAGGACUUUCUUUUUGGGCCGUGUUUUGGUCAAAAAAUGUACGUUUGUUCAAAGCACCACACUGUUAAAAAUAAAUGUAAUUUUACAGGUAAUCGUCUGUAUUUUUUACAGAAUUUUCCCGUUUUUCAUUAUACAAUAUAAUACCUGUUAUUUUACAGAUAUUUGCUGUAUUUUAAAGUUCUACCAUUAUAUUUACAGAUAAUUGCUUGUAUUUUGGUAUCAAAACAAUUUUCCGAUUUUAAAAGGACAUUUUCUGUAUUUUUACAGAGUAAUGUGUAAUUUUAUAUAAAAUGUUAUAUAAUAUUUACAGAUUUUUCCUGUAAAAAUCAACAGUCAGUCACUGUGUACUGUCCAAUUAUUUCGAUAAAAUUUUAUUUUGAUGCUUCGGGAAACAUUUGAUUUGUUUAAAGUUUCAUGCCAAAAAGUAUAGUAUUGCAGCAGCAUCUAUGGGCAUUCUUUAUUAUAAAUCACUGCAUUAAAAAUGAAUAGUGAGGUUACAGUGUACCCUUGCCUAUUUACUUGAAAUCAUUUAUACUAUAUUCAAAGAAAUGCAAAAUAAAUUAUGGAAUAAUCUAAUAAUCUGUUGCCUAUUCAAAUAAAGAUUUGUGCAUUUUAACAAAUACCAGCAAAUAUUUACACAGCAUAACUGAAACAGCUUUAUUUCAACAUUUAAUGACAUCCAAACUUUUAUUCAACAAAAUUUAUUCAGAGGAAUAUGUAUUUGUUUCAUAGACUGUAUAAAAACAGAUUUGUUUAUGUGUGUGUGUGCACAAGUGAUGACGCAGUUUCAAAUUGGCAGCCAAUACUUUUCCGUUUAGUCCCGCCCACAAUGCAGGCUGCAAGGCUGCUGUCUACUCAUCGACAGUAAUUAUGGAAGGGCGAGCGGAUGAUUUGAAUUAAUUUCAGGCUAUCCAUUAGGAGCUGUGUGAGAGCUGUGCAAGAGGUUCUUUUUUGUGUAUAAUUUUCAGUUCCUAUGUGGUAAAGGGUGAAUAAACAAACCAAGGACCAUUUAAAACCAAAAUCAGUGUAAAACAGCUGCAUGAAAAGAUGUCUGUGAAUUUUAUUGUAUGAGAAGCACUUUUAAAGAAA
Molecule: messenger RNA, 2666 nt
Organism: Onychostoma macrolepis
Lineage: Eukaryota; Metazoa; Chordata; Actinopteri; Cypriniformes; Cyprinidae
Gene: gcnt4a
Product: glucosaminyl (N-acetyl) transferase 4a
Exons: 3
Coding region: 284-1573 (429 amino acids)
Cellular component (GO): membrane
Molecular function (GO): acetylglucosaminyltransferase activity
Source: RefSeq, a predicted model, not a curated record